Molecule: messenger RNA, 1383 nt
Organism: Osmia bicornis bicornis
Lineage: Eukaryota; Metazoa; Arthropoda; Insecta; Hymenoptera; Megachilidae
Product: jerky protein homolog-like
Exons: 4
Coding region: 1-1383 (460 amino acids)
Cellular component (GO): nucleus
Molecular function (GO): DNA binding
Source: RefSeq, a predicted model, not a curated record
AUGCAACAGCGACUGGACGUUCUCAAGGAUCUAGAGACAUCUUCCAUCGCAACUGUCGCUGCAAAAUAUAAUGUGCACUACACCACGGUUCGUCAUAUAAAACAAAAAGCGGCGGUGAUUGGUGAAUUUGAACACCAAGAUUCGAAGGCAAAGCGACGACAGAGGGUCAGAAAACCAAAGUUCGAGGAAUUGGAGGAACGCCUGUUGAAAUGGUUUAUAGAAAGGAGAACCGUAGGAGACUACAUAUCAGACGCGCUGCUAAUCGAAAAAGCAACCGAAUUGAAAGAGGAGUUUGGAGCCCCUUCCCAAUUUAAAGUGAGCAAGGGAUGGCUCGCAAAAUUUAAAAGACGCAACAACAUCAGAUUAGUUCGUGUAUACGGUGAAAAAGCCAGUGCAGAUGAAGAUGGAGCACGUAAAUUUGUGGCUGACUUCCAAACUUUCAUGGAAGACGAAGAAAUAAAUCCGGAAAAUGUAUAUAACAUGGAUGAAAGUGCACUGCUAUGGAAGGCUUUGCCACUGAAAACUCUGCCAAGGGCAUUAAAACAUUUUAUGAAUCAACUUCCGGUAGUGUUUCGGGCUCAAGCUAAUGCAUGGAUGAGCAAAACUUUAUUCUUAGAUUGGGUGGAUAAUUGUUUUAAACAAUCUGUUAGACAAUAUCAGUUGGAAAAUGGAUUAUGCGGAAAAGUUGUGUUAAUAAUUGACAAUUGUGCGAGUCAUAAACUAACAAUCAAUUACGUGCAGGAUGACCAUUUUAUAAUCAAAUAUUUAGCACCUAACACCACAUCUUCGAUCCAACCAAUGGACCAAGGAAUUAUUGCCGAAUUCAAACGCAGUUUCCGCCAUAAAUUAACACAGCGGCUUGUCACUUACGAAAGUGGUGCAGAACAAUUUUUUAAAACAUACACAAUAAAAGAUUGCAUAGACAUAAUUAGUGAAGCUUGGAGCGAAGUGACAUGCAAAGAACAAGAAGAGGAAGAAAACCUUGUACCGGAAAUGCAACAACUUUUGACGAGCAUUUCGGAACAUAAUGUGACCUCCGAAGAAGUUGAAGAAUAUUUGAACGAGUGUAGUGAGGAGGAAGAAACAUAUUCAAGAAAGAUUGAUGAUACGGACGAAAGCAGAGACAAAGACAAGGAUGAAGAAAGGGUUGAAGACAAGGAUGAAGAAAGAGAAGAACCAUGGGAAGAAGAACAGGAAGAAGAAAGCAACGAAAGUGACAGAACACACGAACGUGGGAUCCCAGUAAACAGAGAAGAAAGACAGGAAUUGGAAGAUAUUUUCAGACGUUUGGAGCGUUAUAAAAACCGCAUCCCACGUUCUUCUGAAUUGCUUCUAGAAGCAAUGAAAUUAUUAUUCUUAGGUGAGACAACUUCAAACACCUAA